CCACGUGUGGUUAAAGGUCUACUAAACGAUAUCCACGACUUGUGAAGCACUCUGUUCGUACCGGUGUUUACUUCGUUUGGUGCGUAGGAAGGUGGAACAAAAUGAGUAGGAAUUUCUGGAUAUUUGGUCUUCUUGGCCUACUAUUCUUAACAGGAUGUGCAAUGGCAGAAGAGGCAAAAGGUGAAGCUACAGUAGAGGAUGAUAUUGGUAGCAGCAGAGAUGGUUCCAAAACAGACGAUGAAGUUGUGCAAAGGGAGGAAGAAGCUAUAAAAUUGGACGGACUUAGUGUAGCAGAAAUAAAACAGAUGCGAGAAUCUGCUGAAAAACAUGAAUUUCAAGCUGAAGUAAACCGAAUGAUGAAGCUUAUUAUUAACUCACUUUAUAAAAACAAGGAGAUUUUCCUCAGAGAGUUGAUCUCAAAUGCAUCCGAUGCCUUGGACAAGAUACGACUGUUGUCACUUACUGAUAAAGCAGCAAUGGAUGCUACAGAAGAAAUGAGUAUUAAAAUUAAGGCUGAUAAGGAUAAUCAUAUGAUGCAUAUAACAGAUACAGGUAUUGGAAUGACCAAAGAUGAUCUAGUUAAAAAUCUCGGCACAAUUGCAAAGUCUGGAACCAGUGAAUUUUUCGACAGAUUAUCUAAUGGGGAAGGUGGAGAGGCGAGCGAUCUGAUUGGACAGUUCGGUGUGGGAUUCUACUCUGCGUUCUUAGUUGCUGAUAGAGUUGUCGUAACAUCCAAGCAUAAUGAAGAUAAGCAAUAUAUUUGGGAGUCAGACUCGAGCGAGUUUACUAUUACAGAAGACCCUCGUGGUGACACGCUCAAACGAGGUACCACAAUCAGCUUGCAUUUGAAAGAAGAAGCUUACGAUUAUUUGGAGCCAGAUACCAUUGAAAAACUUGUCAAGAAGUACAGUCAAUUUAUCAACUUCCCCAUCUAUUUGUGGGCAAGCAAGACUGAAACAGUUGAAGAACCAAUUGAAGAAGAGGAAGAAGAAGCUGCACCUGCAGAUGAGAAGAAAGAAGAUGAGGAGAAGAAAGAGGAUGAGGAUGAAGAUGCAGCGGUAGAGGAGGAAGAUGAGGGAGAGAAGAAACCAAAGACAAAAAAAGUUGAAAAAACUACCUGGGAUUGGAAACUGAUGAAUGAGAGCAAACCUAUCUGGACCAGAAACCCCAAAGAUGUUACUGAUGAAGACUACAACGAGUUCUACAAGAGCUUCACCAAGUCCUCAGAAGAACCUAUCUCAAAGACGCACUUCACCGCAGAAGGCGAGGUCACGUUCAAGUCCAUCCUCUUCAUUCCACAGAAAGCUCCUCAAGGAAUGUUCCAGGAGUAUGGAAAGAAGGUGGAUCACAUUAAGAUGUAUGUUCGACGUGUUUUCAUCACCGAUGAUUUUGAGAACAUGAUGCCCAAAUACUUGAACUUCGUGCAAGGUGUGGUUGAUUCUGAUGACCUGCCAUUAAACGUGUCCCGUGAGACAUUGCAACAACACAAGCUUCUUAAGGUUAUCAAGAGGAAAUUGGUCAGAAAGACAUUGGACAUGAUUAAAAAAAUGGAUGAUAAAAAAUUCACUGAUGAGUUCUGGAAGGAGUACGGAACCAACAUCAAAUUGGGAAUCAUUGAGGAUAACAGUAACCGUUCUCGUCUGGCUAAGUUGGUGCGAUUCAGCUCAUCCAAUUCCGAAGAUGGCAUCACCAGUCUUCCAGAAUAUGUUGAAAGGAUGAAAGAGAAGCAAGAACACAUAUACUUCAUGGCUGGAAAUGGAAGAAAAGAGGUUGAGACUUCACCAUUUGUUGAACGACUUCUGAAGAAAGGUUACGAGGUCCUGUACUUGACGGAGCCUGUCGAUGAAUACUGCAUCCAAUCCCUGCCAGAAUUUGAUGGCAAGAAAUUCCAAAAUGUAGCCAAAGAAGGAUUGAAACUUGGAGAUGAAUCAGAGAAAAUGAAGGAAAAACGAGAAGAAUUAGAAAAAGAAUAUGAACCUCUUACUGAGUGGCUCAAGGAUAGCGCCCUUAAGGACAAGAUUAAGGAUGCCAAGGUUUCUCAGCGUCUGACCGAGUCACCAUGUGCAUUGGUAGCCAGUUCUUAUGGAUGGUCUGGUAACAUGGAGCGUAUCAUGACAUCACAAGCAUAUGCACAGUCCAAGGAUUCUAACACAGGAUUUUACAAAGGUCAAAAGAAGACUCUGGAGAUCAACCCAAGACAUCCACUUGUGAAAGAACUUCUCCAAAGAGUUGACAGUGAUGCAGAAGACCAAACAGCUAUAGACCUUGCAAAUGUCAUGUUUGAAACUGCCGUCCUCCGCUCUGGAUUCUCACUCGAAGAUCCUGCAGCAUUCGCUGGUAGAAUUGAGAAGAUGUUAAAAAUGAGUAUGAACAUCGAUCCAGAUGCAAAGGCUGAGGAAUGGGAGGAAGAAGAGGAGGAUGAGGAUGAAGCAGAUGAUGAUAGUGAAGAAGAGGUUGAAGAUGAGGAAGCUGAUGAAUCUGAACCAACUACAAAACCAACAGAAGCAAAGAAGGAAGAGGAGGAAAAGGAUGAAAAACAUGAUGAAUUAUAAUAUUGUGAUGCUUUGCAAAAGGAUCAUCAACGAACAUUUCCAAUGCAUAACAACCAUUCUGGAAUCUGCCCUCUAGGGGGCGACAAAUAUUGCUUCAACUCAUCAUUAUUUAUAUUGUCUACAUAUUGAGCAAGCAAGAAGUUCAAGUUAAAUUUUAGUUUAUUUUUUUGGUGUAUCCUCUCUUUUUAGAUAGCACAUAUUCAUGUUUUGAAGGACAAUUUCAUAACGAGUUCUCUAAUCUGCUUUUUAAAAACAAUGGAACAGUUUUGUUUCAGCCCCAAGAACAUAUGUUUUUAUUCAGAUUUUACUAUUUCAAUGGUUUUAUUUUUUAUUUUACUAGGUUUUUUUUCCUGGGGACAUCUGAUUUUUAAGAAAAUUUUUAAUAAUAUAAUUGUUAAAAACCAACUGUAUUAAAAUCUAAUUGGUUGCCACGGUGUUGGACAAAGAAUAUUGGGCAUUCGAAAUGCUGUAUAAAAGUAGUGUCACCCUGAUUAGGUUAUCCAAGGUCAUUGACUUUUGUACCAAUAUGCAACAAAAAUUACCAGAAUGUACAAAUUAGCUAAUUGGUAAAACUUACUUGUUACACAUUAAAUGGAUAUAUUUGUUGUUUAUCGUAAAAAAAACAUAAAAUAAAAGAAUAAAUGUAUUACUUUCAUUACUAUGGCACAUGUAUUUUAUAAUUAAAAGUGUCCAAAUUGUGAGCCAUA
Molecule: messenger RNA, 3259 nt
Organism: Anneissia japonica
Lineage: Eukaryota; Metazoa; Echinodermata; Crinoidea; Comatulida; Comatulidae
Product: endoplasmin-like
Exons: 18
Coding region: 102-2552 (816 amino acids)
Biological process (GO): protein folding
Molecular function (GO): ATP hydrolysis activity; ATP binding; ATP-dependent protein folding chaperone
Source: RefSeq, a predicted model, not a curated record